Ahaetulla prasina is the source of this 1110-nucleotide messenger RNA. Its product is annotated as NALCN channel auxiliary factor 2-like. The record is from RefSeq and is a predicted model, not a curated record. The coding region runs from base 1 to 1107 and encodes 368 amino acids. Gene Ontology annotation, biological process: calcium ion import across plasma membrane. Gene Ontology annotation, cellular component: plasma membrane. NCBI's taxonomy places the organism in Eukaryota, Metazoa, Chordata, Lepidosauria, Squamata, Colubridae. The transcript is spliced from 4 exons. Gene Ontology annotation, molecular function: stretch-activated, monoatomic cation-selective, calcium channel activity.
AUGGCGGAGCCCGGGGCCGCCCUGCUCGGAGGGCCGCGCAACCGGAGCGCCGAGGGCCCCGCCCCGCCGGGCCCCCCGCACUGCGCCGCCGCCGCCGCCACCGCGGCCCCGCGGCUCCUGGCCGCCUUCGCCGCCGUGCCCCCCAGGCUGCCGGCGCCCGCCGCCCUCGCCGCCGCCGCCGCCGCCGCCUCUCCCCAGCUGGACUUCCUGGAGGGCCACUUUCGGACCUUUCGCCUCCCUUUUUGUGACGCUUACACGGCCUGGGACUUGCUGCUCGGCAUGGCCGGCCCGGAGAGUUUGGACUGCAGCUUGUCCAACCUGCUGAUGGAUUUCCUGUCGGCUGCUGCGGGAGCCCAGCGCGGGGAGGCCUGCAGCAGCUGCCUGGAGGCGUAUCAAAGGCUGGACCAACACGCUCAGGAAAAAUACGAGGAGUUCGAGCUUUUGCUGGAGAAAUACCUGCAGGCCGAGGAUUAUUCUGUGCGCUCCUGCAUCAGAGACUGCAAGGCUGUCUACAAGGCUUGGCUGUGCUCUGAGUAUUUUGAUGUGACCCAACUACAGUGCCAGCACCGGAUUCCAUGCAAGCAAUACUGCCUGGAGGUGGAGACUAGGUGCCCCUUUGUGUUGCCUGACAACGAUGAACUGGUCUACGGAGGGUUGCCUGGCUUCCUCUGUACGGGGUUGUUGGAGAACCAGCUGCCUGACCCAGAAGCGAAGUGCUGUGACAUGCAGUGGGACUCCUGUGAUCCCCAGCCGGACCGCAGCUAUAACACCUCCAGCAAAUCCACCAAGUCGGAGUCAUUCCACAGCCCCCGCCAUGAAGCCCCCCAUCACCAGCAAGAGCAGCAGCAGCAGCAGCAGCAGAAGGAACAGCAGCAGCAGGAACAGAAGCAGCACUAUCACCUGUAUUACCAUCACCACCAAUACCCUCCCCCGUCUCUGCUGCCGGUCUCUGCAGGGUCUCGCCUCAGCCACAGCAAAAUCCGGCUCUGCGUCCUGGUCCUUAUGCUCCUGCACACCAUGGUGUCCUUCUCCGGUGUGCACAGCAGCGAAGGCUUGAGCUUGGAGGUCCUUCCCGCCGUGGAGGAGAGCAUCGCCAGAGACGAGUGACUG